CACAUUGAUACUCUAGCUCAUUACACAUUGAUACUCUAGCUCAUUACAUAUUGAUACACCUUGAUGAGGACCCAGGCUAAUACAUUAUGGGUAUUUUCACCGAUCUUUAGCUUGGUUUCAUAAUUUACAUAUAUUCCAAGAUCCCUGGGUUUAUUACAGACUCGCAGAGAUUAUUGACACAGGUUAAGCACUAUUGACUUUUCCGUGGAUAUCUUUUGUUGGUGCUGACUGAGAACCAUUCUUCCAUCAACUACUGCUAUAGAUACAGCUACAUCUACACAGAGGCCUACUGCCUCAUCAAUAAUCACAGCCUUCCCAGGGUCCUUUGUGAGUAUUGAUCUGCUGGCUGUCUACCACCUUCAUGGAAGCCCCUCACUACUGGAUCUAACUACUCUCAACGCAUUUUUCUCUUUUCUGGCUGAAAUGUGACUCUAUUUGGAAAUUGUCUUGAACACUUGAUUAAAAGCUGUGCCUAUUGGCAUUAGUUGAGGACUCACUGCAGAACCUGAGUAGGGUGGUGUGAGCUAUGCCGGUCCUAGAUAUGGACACCCUUCUUCGACUGCGGCGGGACAUGUCAGCCACAGUAGCGAAGGAGGUGGUCACGACAGUGGCCAGUGCCCUCAGUGAUGUCACAGGGGGAGGCAACGAUGUUACAUCACCCAACGGAAAUGGCACCGACUUCGCUACCACACCAGCCACCGGCUUCAACAAAUUCAAAGACAUGGUGUGGGAUAAAAUAGAAUCAUUGGGACUUCCAAUCUGGGCGUUGGUCCUCAUUGCUAUCGGAGCUGGGCUCUUCCUACUCUGCUGUCUCUACUGUAUAUGUAAACGAUGUAUAUGUCGGAAGAGGAAAAAGAAAGAUCAAAAGAAGGGGCUCAAAGGAGCGGUCGACCUGAAGAGUGUGGCAUUGCUGGGAAAUGCUAUCAAAGAAAAAGUUCAACCUGACCUAGAGGAACUACAAGUGAACAUGGAAGAUAACGAAGAUGCAGAGAGCACAAAAUCUGAAGUCAAAUUGGGAAAGCUUCAAUUUUCCCUCGAGUACGACUUCCAGAAAGGGGAGCUGGCCGUUGGUGUGAUACAAGCUGCUGACCUACCUGGAAUGGACAUGUCUGGGACAUCUGAUCCAUAUGUCAAAGUUUUCUUCCUCCCCGACAAGAAAAAGAAGCACGAGACCAAAGUCCAUCGAAAAACACUCAACCCUGUCUUCAACGAGACGUUUGUAUUCAAGAAUGUCCCGUUUGCUGAAAUCGGCCAGAAGAUUUUGGUCUUCUCCAUCUACGACUUUGAUAGGUUUUCCAAGCACGACCAGAUUGGCCAGGUGAAAGUACCGAUGAACAAAGUGGACUUAUGUCAGACCAUUGAGGAGUGGCGGGACCUAACCAGCCCCGACGCUGAUGCUGAGAAGGAGAACAAGCUAGGAGACAUUUGUUUCUCCCUGCGAUAUGUACCCACUGCUGGCAAGUUGACAGUCGUCAUACUGGAGGCCAAAAAUCUCAAAAAGAUGGAUGUCGGUGGACUGUCAGAUCCGUAUGUGAAAAUAGCUCUCUAUCAGGGCAACAAACGCCUGAAGAAAAAGAAAACUACUAUUAAGAAACGUACACUGAACCCGUACUUCAAUGAGUCAUUCACAUUUGAAGUCCCCUUUGAGCAAAUACAGAAAGUGUCUCUCUACGUCACUGUCGUGGAUUAUGACCGCAUCGGGACCUCAGAGCCAAUCGGCCGUGCAUUGCUAGGAUGCAACUCAAGCGGAACGGAACUUCGUCACUGGAGUGACAUGCUUGCCAAUCCCAGGCGUCCAAUCGCACAGUGGCACACUCUCCAGGAAGUCCCAGAGAAAAGCUAAGAGAUGUGGCAAAGGUCAACCACUGCAGGGUCGACCUGUACAGGGUUACAAGUACUUGACCUAGAGGCCAUGAUGUGCAAUGUCAUCAGACAUAUUAUAAAAACUGUUGAAAUGAGCAUAUAUUGUUAUAUGUCAUAGUCAUCAAUAUGGCAAGGAUGAAUGAAAUAUUAUAUUUAGCAAUUAACUUGCUAUUAUAUUACAUACAUUACUUGUUAUCCUGUUUUGGGGUAAUUUAUAUAUCUUUUUUUCUGUUGUAGUACAUAGAAGGUUACUUUAAUAAAGGAAAGCAUAUUGGACACUUCAGCUUUCAAGGUUUUAGUACUUCAUGUAUAGUUUCAUCAUCUAUGGAUACCAAAUAUCCAAGCCUUGUAGCCUUCAAUUUUAGAUCCCAAGGUUAAAUCAACAGACAAAAAAGGGGGUGUUUGUGUAGUAGUUUUAUCAUAAUGUAGCUGAACAAAUAUGUCAAUGCAAUCUUUUAGAAUCGGUGUAUUGACUGUGUUGAUAUAACAAUGCAUAGCCAAUUCUCUUUAUAUUUUACCUGAGUUAUCCAAUUUAUAUAAAUAUAGUAUUAAUAUAAUGGAAAUCCACCAUGUCAGAUAUGUUUGACAAGGCACCUUUUUUUUUACAUUUUACCAAAUAUGCUUUACGUUUAUCAAAUGUAAUAUUCAAAUUUAUUUUAAAUUAUAUUUUUACCAAAGGAAAUAAAUUUUUGGCCGAGCGGAUAUGGUUAAGCCUACUUUAGACUUUGCUGAAAUCAUUUUGUUUCAGUAGGUAUAUUAAACCUGGAUUACAUUAAUCAAAUGAUGACAUUCCAUUUUAUUGUAAACAUGCUGAAAUAUUAGGAAACUGUUUUAGAUUUUAAUCAUCUGUAAAGUAUCAUUAAGUAGAAGGAAGGUUAAUUUUGGGGGAAAUUAAUUAGUUUAUCAAUCAAUAUUGAAUUAAAAUCAUAUGAUGUAAAUACCCUUUAUCAUUGAAGAACAAAUAUGCAUCAUUUUAGACCAAUUUUACAGCUGUUGAUCAAAGUCCAUAUAGUUAACAACGGUAGCAUCACUCAGCUUGUAGAAAGAAGACCAUCUCAAAGGGUAUACAUCCUCCCUUCUCACUAGUCACCACUCCUGGUCACAACAUUAUGUAAGGUUCCAACGAAAUCUCACCAGUAUAUAGGUCAAGGUUCUUGCCUCUUGAGUUAUCUACCUUGAUAUGUGUGGGGGAAAAAAGACAAUUUCUGAGUUUAAAGGAAUUUCAUUGUUCUUAAAAAGGUGUUGAAUUAUCUUCAAUUAGGUGUCAUAAUAUAGAAAUUUUGGAUGUUUUCAAAAAAAAAUUGGGAUUCAUCAGUCACAAUAAGAUCAUAGAAUUACAAUUUUAAUUAAGUUUCUUAAAGUUCUUUUAAGUUUUUUAAAACAUUCUUUAGCAUUAAAUGUCAGUUUCGACUGAAUUUAUUACCUAAAGAUCUAAAUGAUGAUUGAAAACGUUAGUGUGUGUCAGACAGACUUUUUGAAAUAAGACAAAAAUUCUCAAGUUGUAAAUAAAUUUUAAGUUUAAAUUGAGGUUGAAUUGAUGAGACAAUUCGGUGAUUUGAACUUUGACCUGUGUGUGUAGCAUGUAUAUAGUUGCCCUCACCCUGUCGUAUCUGUGUCCUUAGGCUUCCUGUACUUAAACAAAACUAGGACAGACCAAAACUCUGUGAUAAAUCUCUAGGAUUUUGUGCUGUUUACAUGACAAAGCCCCAAUUCCAAGACUUGUAAGACUGAGCUGGCGUUCCCAUCAAUCUCAGCUCUACAGAAUUAGUUCAAGUCUGCUCAGUCUUGAGGCUAGUUUUUGAAAAAAGGUGAAGCGAAAUAUAUGUCAGAUUUGUAUAUAUAUAGUUUUUGAACACAUCUCAUUGAGAAUACCUAUGUGUGUCAUUAGUCAAUGGUGAUGGAACAGCUGUAUUUAUGUAUACUUGUAAUCUGUUAGUGUAUUAUUUGCAUCUAUAAUGUAUCUUUCAGAUUCAUUCAAAUCUUUUAUAUCAAUUGAUAGUGUCACAAAAGUAUGAUAGGAAUAAUAUUUCAAUAAUGAACAGGUAUCUCCAUCAUCACAAAGAACUGGAAAUUUAAAUAAAAUUGAAGAUGUGACUAAAAAUCGGGGAAUGAAAAGACAUGUUUAUGAAUCAUUCCAGUAAAAUCCCUUUUCCCAAUGUUAUCUUUCACAGCCGAUGGAAGAAGUUAUUGUUAUAUGAUAUUCAUGUUUUAUGAUGUUUUUGUUUGUAUGAUUUUUUGUUAGAUAAGAGACAUAUUCCCGGUAAGGUUUGUGAUAUAAUGCAAACAAAGAAGUGUGAGAAUUGUUAAAAUACAUUCAUUUUUUUUAUUUUUUUUUGUAUAAUUAAACAAAGAAAUUCUCAUGUUAAAAUGCCUACCUAUUCAACAUCAAAGGGAAGACCAAGAUAUAUAUUCUCAGAUGCACUUGUUUUAAGCUACUUAAAAUGUGUAAUUAUUUGAUUUUAUCUCUGUAGGAAAAAAGUUAUGUUUGGGUCAUAAACAUGAUUUCUUCAUACUCACAAAACUUGCUGUUCUGAACUGUUAGUAUUCCCAGAUAGUGAGUUAAUGGAAGUUCAGGCUAAUAUUAGGUUAACAAGCUUUGUCCUACAUCUGGACAUGAUAAGCAUGCCCAUUUCCUUGUAUUAAAUAAUAUUUUAUUCUAGUUUUAUUUGAUGUACAGUAAUAUACACCUUCAUCAGAGCCUGCAUUUUAAAGUGAAUCUCUUUGUUUAUGAACAAAGUUUCGAGUUUCAGUUGAAACAAUUAUAGUUCUAAUUGUUAUCUUUAGUCUCAUUUUUUAUUAGACAUUUGUAAUUCAAAUAUAAACAUUAGCUGUUUUUGAAGGUUUUUCUCUUGGGUUUAAAGUAGUGAUCAUACUAGACACCUUAUUGUAAAAUCAAAUGUAAUUAACAUUCCUGAUAGGUAAUUUUCUCAUCAUCGGGUAUUAGCGUUUUGCUCUUUUUCAUCAUCAAGGUUCUAAAAUUAGUGUUCUAAGGUUUGGUUAAUAAGUUCUUGUCUUACCUCUAAGACAAAUCCCUCUAUUGAACACCUUACAUGUGUCUCUUCUGUCAUACCUUUCAUACGAGAUCACAAACCUAUGAAACUGAUAAGAAUUUGGGGUUACUGAACUGUCCCUCUGUCCCUCUCUCUCUCUCUCUCUCACACCUUAAUUAUGAGAUCACAAACCUAUGAAACUGAUAAGAAUUUGGGGUUACUGAACUGUCCCUCUGUCCCUAUCUCUCUCACACACCUUAAUUAUGAGAUCACAAACAUAAAAAUUGAUAGGAAGUGUGUUACUGAACUGUCCCUCUCUCUCUCACACACCUUAGUUAUGAGAUCACAAACAUAUAAAAUUGAGAGGAAGUGUGUUACUGAACUGUCCCUCUGUCCCUCUCUCUCUCACACACCUUGGUUAUGAGAUCACAAACAUAUAAAAUUGAUAGGAAGUGUGUUACUGAACUGUCCCUCUGUCCCUCUCUCACACCUUAACUACGAGGGCACAAACCUGUAGAUAUGAUAGGAAUUAUGUGUUUCCAAGCUGUAUCCACCAUUCUGUUACAUAGAGCAGUCUACUGUUGGUGAAAUAAAGUCUGUCUGUCUGGUUA
Molecule: messenger RNA, 5464 nt
Organism: Mizuhopecten yessoensis (Yesso scallop)
Lineage: Eukaryota; Metazoa; Mollusca; Bivalvia; Pectinida; Pectinidae
Product: synaptotagmin-1-like
Exons: 9
Coding region: 527-1843 (438 amino acids)
Biological process (GO): synaptic vesicle endocytosis; regulation of dopamine secretion; calcium ion-regulated exocytosis of neurotransmitter
Cellular component (GO): axon; synaptic vesicle membrane; dense core granule
Molecular function (GO): syntaxin binding; calcium ion binding; calcium-dependent phospholipid binding
Source: RefSeq, a predicted model, not a curated record